Messenger RNA from Lytechinus variegatus (green sea urchin), 2055 nucleotides. RefSeq names its product endoplasmic reticulum junction formation protein lunapark-B-like. Bases 109 to 1272 code for a protein of 387 amino acids. The record is from RefSeq and is a predicted model, not a curated record. NCBI's taxonomy places the organism in Eukaryota, Metazoa, Echinodermata, Echinoidea, Temnopleuroida, Toxopneustidae. The transcript has 9 exons. Gene Ontology annotation, cellular component: endoplasmic reticulum tubular network. Gene Ontology annotation, biological process: endoplasmic reticulum tubular network organization.
UUACUUUAUUGAAGAAGAUUCAGUUUUCCGAUCCUUCGAAAGCUCUUUAAAGAGUCAGGACUCACGUUCUCUGUUUUCUUCGACAGGCAUUUCCCAGGAGGAUUUUGGAUGAAAAUGGGGACCAUCCUGGCCAGGUUCCGGAAACGGCAGAGUACUGUUGAGAUAUUGGAAGGGAUUGAAAAAGACAUUGACCAACUACUACGGUCUAAGCGACGUAAUGUUGAACUAGAGAAACAUUACAUGGGUAGCCUCCUGCUCUACUCUGUCAUUGGCUACCUGAUAAUGGCACUCUUCUUCUAUUUUCUCUACAAUGCUACAACUUGGCAACAGAGAGUUAUACAGAUUUUUCCUCUGCUUCUGUUUCCGUUCUUAAUUUGGCUGAUAAGGAAGGCAUUGCAUUGGUACUUUGUAAAGAGGAUUGCUCAAAAUGAUCUUGCUCUUGAGGAAUUGAGGAACAAGAAAAAGUCUGUUUUAGAAGAUGUGAAGGAGAAUGAGAGUUACAAGAAAGCCAAAGAGAUACUUGAGAAGUUUGAUCCAAGUGCAACGUUGCCCCCUUUGACCUCGCCCCAGACACCAGCAAUCGGCAGAGGACAAGCACCUACACCAGCUCUGCGCCAGAGACCAUUCAGUGCAAGAGGUAGAGGACGUGGGAGAGGUUCUCCUUCUGGGACCCCUCAACGACCUUCACCUCAUCUUGGAAACCAACCAAUGUUACAAACACCUCAGGCUGCUAUGAUUAGAUCUCCAGGCACAGUAAGACCAAUCCUUUCUCAAGAACAGACAACCUUUGACAAGCUCGUAGGUUACUUGGUUGGAGAUGGACCAAGUAGCAGGUAUGCCCUCAUCUGCAAACAUUGCUAUUCACACAAUGGCAUGGCACUACAGGAAGAAUAUGAAUAUCUUGCAUUUAGGUGUGCUUACUGCAAGACAUUCAACCCAUCUAAAAAAGUCAGACCUAAUGCUCCUAAGCUUCCUGAAACACCAGCUGUUACAUUUGGAGCCACACUUGAGAGAAGAGGCUCUGGAUCGAAUGCUAGUGGGAGUGAAGUGAGUGGGUCUGACACAGAAUCCACAUCUAGCCAUCAGAACCAAAUGGAAGAACCUACAUCAACAAUGGAACCAUCAGCUGAAGUACAAAAUACAGAAGAAACUCCUGUAGAAGAGGUUAUCAAUAAAGAUGAGGUAGGAGGUUCAGAUCUUCCUGAAAGCACAACUGAUGAAGCAGCUGAAAGUAACGAAAUUCCAGUAGAACAAGUGGAACAACUUAGAUAACAGUGUUUUCCUUCUUGAUAUUUCUCUUCAUAUUGCUAGUAAUUUACUAAUUUUCAGAAUGCCUGUAUUUGUACUCAAUGUGCAAGUAUUGUUUCCCUGUAUCCUUUAGCACAAUUAAUGUUUCCAUCACAGAAUGUAGGGAAUGUUGGGAAUCAGCAAGGUAUUCUGGAGACCUGAGAUGCAAUCACAGCAUUUAGUUUUCUGGAUUUCCUUGUCAUGUAUUCCACUUUUAUUUUUCAUGUACAGGUCAAUGAUGUAAUAUAAACGCACAUGUGAAAGUAUUAUUUGACCAUAUUCAUAAUGAGAAAACAACAAAAGGGGGGUAACAGGUGGUAACCUUCCUCCAAAUAGCACAUUUGUAAUUUUAUAGCAGCUGCCACUCUUACUUAUCUCUUCCAUUCCGACCUCUAUGUUAGGAUGGUGUUCAGUCUGUGAUGGAUCACAUGAGCUUUUGCCUAUUUCCAUUUUAUCUCAAUAUUUUCCAAGCAUGCAGUUUCCAAGAGAAUUACUAUGAUAAAAGGGUGGAAGAAAAAUUCUAGAGCGGCUCACUAUAGAUUUGCAUUUAAGGGUCGUCUCAUCAAAAUAUAUGACUAUGGGAGGUACACAGCAAGGAAAGACACAGUGGUUUAUUACUAUAUUUACAGAUAAGCUCUAAGAUAUUCUUUUUAUUGGAGAAAUAUAAGGACUAAUUAAUUUUAUCUUGGGCCUCCAAAUAUUAAGAAAUUUUCCAAUCUAUCUGGCAUCUAGCUUGUUCAGGGAAAACUCUAUUUUUACCUUCCCAGU